Molecule: messenger RNA, 1539 nt
Organism: Aricia agestis (brown argus)
Lineage: Eukaryota; Metazoa; Arthropoda; Insecta; Lepidoptera; Lycaenidae
Exons: 4
Coding region: 1-1539 (512 amino acids)
Molecular function (GO): catalytic activity
Source: RefSeq, a predicted model, not a curated record
AUGGCUAAUAAACAUUUUAAGGUUGGAUUGUAUAAUGCAGGUUCCCUGGGGACUAAUCACGAUAAUAUUGUUGCUGCUGUUAACCGGAAUACUAUCGAUGUUUUGGCGGUGAAUGAGACCUGGAUACAUGCAGGACAAGAGGGACGUGCGCCGACUAUUUUCGGGUACCGGUUCCAGCACACACCUCGGCCGCGGGAGCAUCGUUCCCGUGGUGGUGGCGUGGGCUUCUACAUUCGUCAAGGGAUUACAGUGCGUAGUUGGCGUCAUCCUGUUGAUCCGGCACAUGCUACUGUAGAGCAGAUGUGGCUGAUUGUGAAUGCUAAUGGCAGAAAGCUUAUAGUUGGUACAGCCUAUAGACCUGAGUGGGUUCCCAUGGAAUUAUUUUUUGAUGCCCUUACUGACACAGUAAGUUCCAUCCCUGAAUGUGAUAGCAUGAUUUUGACCGGGGAUUUUAACAUUAACUACACUGAUCAUCAAAAAUGUAAGCAGUUAAAGUCGUUUCUAUCUUGUUUCAAUUUGGAUCAAUUAGUAUCGGAGCCUACUCAUUUUACGAAUGGCAGUCAAACCAUGAUUGAUUUGGUGUGUUCUGACCUCACUGCGAAACAAGUAACUGUGGAUGCUGUGGGAACACUAUACGGUCAUCGAUUGGUGGUAUGUGAAUUUCAUAUUAAGAGAGCUAAGGUCAUACCACGCAUCACUUCUUACAGACCUAUAAAAAAUAUUUCUGUCGAUAACUUUAAUAAUGACUUGCAACAUAUACGGUGGGAUCUCAUUGCUCAGCACACAGAUGUGAAUGUAAUGUUAAGAGAUUUUAAUUACUGCAUGCUUUGGCUCUUUGAUACUUACGCACCCAUAAAGACGGUGGGUUCCUUACAAAGUAAUGAAACCCCUAAUCUUCAAGUCACCCCAGGCGCAAAAAGUGAAGGAAAAAAACAAUAUUAUCAAAGUUUAAAAAGCGCUGUCUCUAAGGCCUUAGUGCAAGAAAAAAAAGCUUAUUUUAAAUUUAAUAUUAAUAACAAAUUGCAUGACCCUAAAACUCUCUGGAAGAAUCUAAAAAGUAAUUUGCUGCCUAAAACCUUUGGAGAGUUGCUGUCUUUUUUUAAUGACCCCGACCUUAUAAAUAAUCACUUCAUUAAUGUUCCCGGUACUUCACAGAAUUCACACUCCUACAUAACAUAUUUUGAAACCCAUAAAUAUACCGACGCUGUGUUUAUUAUUAAUAAUAUUAACUUAGAGAAUUUAAUUACUAUAUUGAAACAGUUAAAAUCAAAUGCAGAAGGAUAUGAUUCAAUUACAUUAGAUAUGAUCUUUAUGACGCUACCAUAUACAUUAGAUACUAUACUUGCAAUUAUUAAUAGUUCUAUAGAAACUACGACCUUUCCAGAUGUAUGGAAACAUGCAAUAGUGCGUCCAAUACCAAAAAUUAAUAACCCUAGGGAACUUAAAGAUUUCAGACCCACGGAUGUUGAGCUCAUGGGAGUGCCAAUUGAAAGAGUGUACGAGGCCAAAAAUCUCGGUCUUCACAUGGACAGUCCAUGA